Chiloscyllium plagiosum (whitespotted bambooshark) is the source of this 4850-nucleotide messenger RNA. RefSeq names its product anoctamin 8b (gene ano8b). The record is from RefSeq and is a predicted model, not a curated record. Gene Ontology annotation, biological process: chloride transmembrane transport. Gene Ontology annotation, cellular component: plasma membrane. NCBI's taxonomy places the organism in Eukaryota, Metazoa, Chordata, Chondrichthyes, Orectolobiformes, Hemiscylliidae. Gene Ontology annotation, molecular function: chloride channel activity.
AAAAUAUUAAAGAAUUGUGGGUGUCUCUUCUGCCAAGUUAACUCUAAUGGAUAAAUUUUCCCAUUCAGGAGGUUGCAAGUCAUGUGAUGAAUCUGCAGGAUUACAUCCAGCUUGUUGGCAACUCUUCAUAAAAGAUUCAACACGGAGGAAAUUUGAGCCCAGACUCCCCUCUGCCAGCCCCAGCCCCUCUGGCCCGCUGUCUGAGCACAGUGAGGUUUCUCUAACCCUGCUGGCUUUCAGGGACUGGGAGCUGAUCGAUCGAUCAAUACCUGCACUGGGUCCGGGGAAAUCGAUGAGAAGCUGGUGAUUGGAUUACGAGCGGCUGUGAGCUUUAGUGUGACUCCCAAAACUGGAUUGAGAAAUUAAUCUUGUGCCCUCCUGAUUUAAAGGAGAGAGAGAGAGAGGUAGCUGAGAGCUCUAAGGUGUCCUGUCGUGAGGAGUACGGAAUUUUCUGAUCAAUUUUGAAAAGUCUUUGCUCUGUUAACAGCUGACAAUGUGCGGCCACCGCUUAUUUCUUGAGCCUUUUGGCAAUUUUCAAAGGGGAUUAGAUGGAGUCGGAUCACCGGGUCUCGUUCCCAUGGCCUUGUUCAGAUAAACUGUUCGGCAAAAGCUUCCUGCAGGCGGGACGCUACAUCAUGUCCCAUAAAUCCUGGAUGAAGACAGUUCCAACAGAGAAUUGCGAUGUACUGAUGACUUUCCCAGAUACCACCGAUGACCACACAUUGCUCUGGUUACUGAACCACAUCCGACUUGGGAUCCCUGAGCUGAUCAUUCAGAUUCGGCAUCAUAAACACACCAACGUUUAUGCAUUCUUCAUGACAGCAACAUAUCAGAAUUUACUUCGAGGGGCUGAGGAAACGGGAUUGAGGAAGCCAGUGAAGGAGGAGUUUGGGGGAGGAUCGAGGGCUUUUUCCUGUGAUGAGGAUUACAUCUAUGAAAACAUUGAGAAUGAAAUCUAUUUCUUCACUUCUCAGGAGCGGCAGAGUAUUAUCAGAUAUUGGCUCGAGAACCUGCGAGCAAAGCAGGGGGAAAGUCUCCACAACAUCCACUUCCUGGAGGGACAGCCAAUCAUUGCAGAGCUCCUGACUCGGGGAAUUAUUCAGCAAGUCUUGCCAAUCCAUGAGCAGCGCAUCCUUAACCGACUGGUGAAAUCGUGGGUUCAGGCCGUGUGUGAGUCACAGCCAGUAGACGAGAUCUGUGAAUAUUUUGGUGUUAAAAUUGCAAUGUAUUUCUCCUGGCUCGGAUACUACACGUGGUGCAUGAUAUACCCAGCUGUCCUUGGCUUUGGACUCUGGACAUUUACGGAGUCGGACCAGACCAGCCGUGAUGUGAUCUGUGUGGCUUUUGCCCUGUUUAAUGUUGUGUGGACCACCUUGUUUCUGGAAGGUUGGAAGCGCCAGAGUGCGGAGCUCGCCUACAGAUGGGGAACACUCGACCGGCCAGCAGAGCUUAUUGAGGAGCCCAGGACCCAGUUCAGGGGUGUCAAGUGUGUCAGUCCAGUUACAGGUUGCGAGGACUUCUAUUAUCCACCUUGGAAACGGAGGUUGUUCCAGUACUUUGUCAGUCUUCCCGUCUGUCUCUUCUGUCUCUGCGUGGUCUUCUUGACCAUGUUAAUCUGUUUUGAACUGCAGGAAUUUGUGUCAAGUAUCAAAGAAUUGCCACGGAUUGUCACCUAUUUUCCUAAAGUCUUUUUAGCUGUUGUGAUUACAAUUUUUGACGAUGUUUACAAGAAAAUUGCCUACUGGCUAAAUGACAUGGAGAAUUAUCGUUUACAGAGUGCCUACGAGAAACACCUCAUCAUUAAACUAGUUUUGUUUCAGUUUGUAAAUUCGUAUCUUAGUCUUUUCUACAUCGGAUUCUACCUCAAAGACAUGGAGCGCCUCAAAGAGAUGUUGAUAGUCUUCUCCCUUUCCAAAAGUCUUAUCCGUCAGCUAAAAGAUGCCCUUCUCCCGUACAUUGUACUCAAAAUCUAUCUCCUCAUCAUCUUCAAACGAAACAUGGUGUCCAGGGUCUUCAUUGUCUGCUCUCGAUGGUUUCAGUGCCAAAUGUUGGCUGCUCUGUUAAUAACCAGGCAGAUCAUCCUGAAUGUGAAGGAAGUUCUGCAGCCCCUGUUCUAUGAGAAAUACAAGCAGGGGCACCUCACUCUGCAGGUGACAGUCAGGAUGCUGAGCAAUUUGUUCAGGUACACACCGCGCCAGGUCAGCGAGAGUGCACGGGCACCAGGAGAAGACAGUGCGGAACAAGCAGACGCCAACUGGGGAGACGGGCACCAGGAGCAGGAGCGCAAGUGUGAGAACGGGGCUUGUGGUGCUCCUGAGGAAGAGGAGCAGCAGAACGAGGAGGAAGGAGACAAGGAUAGUGUCCUGGACUGUGGCCUUCGCCUCUCCAAGAAAGUGAGCUUUGCCGGGAGUGGGCAGAAGGGGGUGAAGGAAGAGAGGAACUAUGAGAUGGAGGGUCUAAUACAAGGUAUGCUAAUGGAGGAAGGCAGUCCAAUCCUGGUGGAGCGAGGGGCUGAGGGAGGACUGGUGUUUGAACUGUGUGAGCAUGAUAUGAAGAUAGAGACUGAUGAUGGGGACGGUGGAGAGGAUGGGAAGGAGCUGAGUGUGAUGCUGAGACACAGGAGGAAGGAGAAGAACACAGAGCAAGGAGAGAACAGCGAGCCCCCCAGCAACAGACUCUCCUGGAUGGACCCACCAGACGAUUAUGAUGAUGCUCCUCUGACCCAGGGAGAAAUUGAGAGCUGUAUGCAAAAAUACGAGGUUCUUCCCUCGUUUUCACAGGACACUUUCCAGGAUUAUCAGGAAAUGUUUAUCCAGUUUGGGUAUGUGGUGCUCUUCUCAUCUGCGUUCCCCCUCGCUGCCAUGUGCGCCCUCAUCAAUAACGUCAUUGAGAUCCGCAGUGACGCCUUCAAAUUGUGCACUGGUUCCCAGAGGCCAUUUGGCCAGAGAGUGGACAGUAUUGGCCAGUGGCAGAAUGUGAUGGAGGCAAUGGGAGUGUUAGCCAUUAUCGUGAACUGCUAUCUGAUUGGCCAGUGUGGACAACUUCAGCGCCUUUUUCCCUCACUCAGUCCCGAGAUGGCCAUCAUCCUUGUAGUGGUCCUGGAGCACUUUGCGUUCCUGCUGAAGUACGUGCUGCAAAUCGCAAUCCCUGAUGUUCCUGCCUGGGUGGCUGAGGAAAUGGCGAAACUGGAAUAUCAACGGAGGGAGGCCUUUAAGAAACACGAGAGGCAGGCACAGCAACACUACCAGCAACAACAGAAGAGGAGGCAGCGAGAGGAAGAAGAGAAGCAUCGACAGGAACACAAGGAGAAUGUGCAGUCCCGGAAGGACAGGGAGGCGGGCAAGGAAGAGGCCAAGUCCAGCUCCUCAUCCUCGGAGCAAGCUCACAGCCGAGCUCACAGUAAAUCCAAGGCAGCUCCGUCCUGCCUCACUGCAGAGAAACCCAAGCGGCCCAGCUCCCUCCUGGCAUCCAACAAUGUGCUCAAGCUGAAGCAGAUCAUCCCGCUCCAGGGCAAGUUCCUGUCAGGCAGCGGAGCUGGUAACACCGUCCCUGGUAAGACCCCCCAGUCUCCCACUGGCAGCGAGAGCAAGCUGCCAGGCUUCCUGAGCUUCAAGUUCCUGAAGUCGCCAGCAGACGGCAAGAAGGAAGGAGCUGCUGAGAGGGAGAAGGUUCAGUCUCCCACCAAACCCUUCAAUCCUGGCAAGCUCUUCAACUUUGGUAAGUCUGACCCCGCGGGCUCCGGAGGCAAUGGGGCCAGUACCGUUACCACGAGCCAACCCAAAACCGGGGCGGCUGUGUCCUCCUCUGAAGGCAGUGAGAAAGCCGCCAGCAAGUCCGACCUCAAUGGGCUCCCUGAGGCAGCCAACCCUGAGGAUCCCAGCAGCUCACACCCGUCUGAGGAGUCCAGCAGCCCCAAACAUUAACAUGACAAAGAGAUAGAAGCUACACACGUGGACUGACACAAGUGUUCAUCGCGGGCAAAGUGAAAACUGGGUUGGAAACAACUGUUUACAAAAGUUUAAAAGUUUGACUCCUCUUGUCAUAACUUUGUGCAUCUAUUUUAAAAAAAAUUCAGGGAUGGAAGUGUGUAUUUGAUAAAUAGGAUUCUCAUCAUCUUCAGGUUUUUUUUUAUACAAGGUGAUUAGUGAAGACCAUUGCUUUCACUGAUACGAGGACUUUUGGUUUAAAGUUGUCAGGGGACAGCAGUGAAUUUCCUGUUAAUCUUCCUCUCUCUGACUGCUUACUUUUAAUACAAGGGAUGCUUUUAAUUGCCUGUCAACAUUUGAGCCAUUGUACUCUGGAACCUCUCACAAAAUAACCAAGAAUCUGCCCAAAAUAAAUGAAGUCAAAAAAAAGACUUUAAACAUUUUCACCAAUGAAAUGUACAGAACAAUCAUUUAUGUAGAGUGUGCGUGCAGCAGGAACUCGGGAAAAAUGCUAGAAUCUAUUAAUAGGGAUGUGCUAACAGGGCACUUUGAAAAUUGUAAUAUGUUCGGGCAAAGGCAAUAUAUAUUUCUGAAAGGGAAAUCUGCAAAGGAUUGUUUUAUGAGUGGAUGUCAUGCAUUUUGAUGUUCAAAAGGAGGUUUGUGCAUGAAAUUUGGAUUGGGGCAUGUACGGGGGAUUGACCAACAGAAAGAAAACAGGUUGGCUGGCUAGGACUAGUGAAUUAUCAUAAAUCAGCCUCAGCAAGAUGUAAUAUAUCAGCAAUGACCUAACGAGGAGACUAACUGUAAUGUAUCUAAAUUUGCUGAUGGAGUCAGUUUCACAAUGAGGGGGGAUCAUAGAAUCCCUACAGUGUGGAAACAGGCCAUUCAGCCCAACAUGUCCACACCAACCCUCUGAAGAGUAAC